AUGGAUGACGACAACCUCCUGCGAACGCUGCAACAGCGAUACAUAUCUACAGGUCCUCGGCCCGAGUACAAAGACUAUCCACACAAGGAAGAAACGGACCUGGAUGCAGACAUCACAGAGGCAGAAUGUGCCGUCGCAGCUAUUACGGACCUGGAGCUGCCGUCAAAAUUAUACCUGAUGGAAGGCAUUGUGGUGAACAUCUUGAAGAACUUCGGUUUUGGACAAAUCGCCAGCGCUAUGUUCGAAGUCUGCAAGACAGUAGGGGGUAUAAUGGACACCGUGGACAACCUCAGCUUCGGAAUAGUUGGCAGCAUCAUUGAUCCUGUAAAGAAGUUACUCAGUUUGCUUCCAGUCCCGGACUGCUCGGCCAACAGCAUAAAAGGAACAGUCAAGUGCGGCAAUCGCAUAUCGGUCAAGCUGCCCAGCUCCCUCAAUGCCAAAGAGUGCUUCAAACACGUCAGCCUCACCUGCAUCGGGAGUAAGGCUAACAAGGGCCCUGCACUAGUGGACCUCUUCGAGACCAUCAGCUGCCUCAGCGGAAAGGCGUUCGAUGCCACAACACCUGAGGGCAUCACAGGUCUUGCCUGCAGCGUACUCACCGGCUGGGCCAAGAGCGCAAGGGUCAUAGAUAUCAAGAGCUUGCUGCCUUUCCCGCUGCCGAUACCGCUACCAGGGCUUGGAGGCAGUUCCAGUUCGACUUCUGAAGACGGAUCGAAGGGACUCGUAUCGGAUGUGUUGGGCGCAAUUACCGAUCCCUUGGGAAUACUGACGCCUAAUGACGACGAUUCUGGAGGCAAUGGACUCAUUUCGAAUGUGUUGGGUGCAGUUACCGAUCCCUUGGGAAUACUGAAGCCUCAUGACGACGAUUCUGGAGGCAAUGGACUCAUUUCCAAUGUUUUGGGUGCAGUUACCGAUCCCUUGGGAAUACUGACGCCUCAUGACGACGAUUCUGGAGGCAAUGGACUCAUUUCGAAUGUGUUGAGUGCAGUUACCGAUCCCUUGGGAAUACUGAAGCCUAAUGACGACGAUUCUGGAGGCAAUGGACUCAUUUCGAAUGUGUUGGGUGCCGUUACCGAUCCCUUGGGAAUACUGAAGCCUCAUGACGACGAUUCUUCAGGUGACAAGCCUCAGGAACUGAAUGAUGACUCAACCACCGAGGAUAAACAGCCACAUGGACUACUUUCCAACGUUUUCGGAAUUGUGCAACAAAAGCCACAGACACAGGACCAGCAGUCCCAACUGAUGUCACUACCUGAGCAACUGCAGGGCACCCCGCAGAACCAGACUUCAUUUUCUGAGGCAAAUGACCAAAGGAAUCCUCAGAGCGAAGGUGGCGCCGCAAACAGCAACUCAAAAGUGUCAGCGAAACCAAAGGGACUUCUUUCUGGCUUGCUAGGAGGAUUUCUUGGACCAGAUACAGCAACCAAGGCAUCCGACCAAGAUGAGUCAGGGUCUCUGUCCACAUCUUCUGAACAGGUUGCUAGUACAACGACUAAACCAUCUGAUGUUGCGGUUGAAUCACCUGAAGAGGUGGAGUCCGAGACAGCUAACAACUCAAACGAACCUGCCAAACCAACGGGGCUUCUUUCGGGCUUGUUAGGAGGGGGGCUUUUUGCACCACACACAGAAACCAAGACUUCUCACCAAGACGGGUCAGGGUCUCAGUCCACAACUUCUGAAGAGAUUGCUACAACAACAGCUAAACCACCUGAUGUUGCUGUUGAGUCACCAGAAGGCGCGGAGCCCGAGACAGACGAUAACUCAAAAGAGCCUGCGAAGCCAAAGGGACUUCUUUCUGGCUUGCUAGGAGGGCUUCAUGAACCGGACACAGUAACCAAGACAUCCCACCAAGACGAGCCAGGGUCUGAGUCCACAUCUUCUGAACAUAUUGCUACUACAACAACUAAACCGCCUGAUGUUGUGGUUGAAUCACCAGUAGAGGCCGAGCCCGAAACAGACAACUCGAAAGAACCAGACGGACUUCUUUCUGGCUUGCUAGGAGGGAUUUUUGCACCGCACACAGCAAGCAAGACAUCCCACCAAGAUGAGUCAGGGUUUCAGUCCACAUCUCCUCAACAAGUUGCCAGCACAACGACUAAACCAUCCUAUGUUGCGGUAUCAUCCGAAGGGGUGGAGUCCGAGCUAGCUAACUCAAAAGAACCUGCCAAACCAGCGGGACUUCUUUCUGGAUUGUUGGGAGGAGGGCUUUUUGCACCACACACAGAAACCAAGACUUCCCACAAAGACGAGUCAGGGUCUCAGUCCACAUCAUCUGAGCAGAUUGCUACUACAACGACUAAACCGCCUGAUGAAUCACCAGGAGAGGCGGAGACUGAGACAGAAAACAGCUCAAAAGAACAAAGUGGACUUCUUUCUGGCUUGCUAGGAGGGAUUUUUGCACCACUCACAGCAACCAAGACAUCCCACCAAGACGAGUCAGGGUCACAGUCCACAUCUUCUGAACAGAUGGCUAGUACAACGACUAAACCAUCUUAUGUUGUAGUUGAAUCACCGGAAGAGGUGGAGUCCGAGACAGAGAACGACUCAAAAGAACCUGUCAAACCAAAGGGACUUCUUUCUGGCUUGUUAGGAGGAGGGCUUUUUGAACCAGACAAAGAAACCAAGAUUUCCCACCAAGACGAGUCAGGAUCUCAGUCCACAUCUACUGAACAGAUUGCCACUACAACGACUAAACCACCUGAUGUUACGGUUGAAUCACCAGAGGAGGAGUCCGAGAUAGACAAUUCAAAAGAACCAGCUAAGCCAAAGGGACUGCUUUCUGGCUUGCUAGGAGGGCUUCUUGUGCCGGACACAGCAACUAAGACAUCCGACCAAAACGAGUCUGUGUCUGACGCUGCUUCUAAUAAAGAGAUUUCUACAUCAACGACCAAACAACCUGAUGUUGCGGUGGAAUCAUCUCAUGAGCCUGAAGCCAAGCCAGAGGACAAAUCAAAAGAAAAAACGAAGCCAAAGGGUCUUCUGUCUGGCUUAUUUGGGGGCCUGCUCGGAUAG
Messenger RNA from Rhipicephalus sanguineus (brown dog tick), 3012 nucleotides. RefSeq lists its product as uncharacterized. The record is from RefSeq and is a predicted model, not a curated record. NCBI's taxonomy places the organism in Eukaryota, Metazoa, Arthropoda, Arachnida, Ixodida, Ixodidae. The transcript is spliced from 8 exons. Bases 1 to 3012 code for a protein of 1003 amino acids.